Molecule: messenger RNA, 2081 nt
Organism: Rhopalosiphum maidis (corn leaf aphid)
Lineage: Eukaryota; Metazoa; Arthropoda; Insecta; Hemiptera; Aphididae
Product: phospholipase B1, membrane-associated-like
Exons: 8
Coding region: 196-1461 (421 amino acids)
Biological process (GO): phospholipid metabolic process
Molecular function (GO): glycerophospholipase activity
Source: RefSeq, a predicted model, not a curated record
UGUGAGUGUGAGUACGAGUCUGUUAUAGUAUCUGUUACCUGUGCGCCGCUAUCUCUUCGCCGACGACGUUAUUUACCGUUCGACUCUCAUCGCGGGGACCACGCGUCAUGGCCGGCUGCGAUCUCGAUCUGCUAAGUUAGAAAAUGGACUUACGAACAAAGUAACCCACGAUGAACGACGCCAUCAAACGAAGCGAUGUUGACCAAUAGCUACGUCUUGAUAUAUUUCUGCGCGGUCGCCUGUUGCACCGCCCAAAAGCUGACCUUCCAACAGCUUUUGCCCAACAGAAACAAUGGCAGAAACGUCCGAAUGACGCCGGCCGUGAGCGAAGACAUCGUCAUGACACCUGGACCCACAGGUAUCAGGAGGCAACCAUCGUUUCCAGGAUCGAUGCCGUUCCCGUGUAAGAACAUGACGUCUCCGGGAUUAGGUAGAAGCUCGGUCCGGCCGACCAGCGUGCACAGGCUCCGACCCGGUGACAUUGACGUGGUGGGCGCAAUGGGAGACAGUCUGGUGGCCGGAAACGGCGCGCUCGAGGAGUUCGCUAUGGGAACGUUGAUCGAAUACAGAGGAGUGUCUUGGGCAGCAGGCGGCGAAGCUACGUGGCGGAACUACCUGACACUGCCCAACAUUCUCAAGGAAUUCAACCCCGGGCUAAAGGGCUAUUCCGUAGGAAAAGGCGAAUUUCUCGCGCCCAACUCUCACAUGAACGUCGCUUUCCCCGUGUCGGCCGACUACGACGCGUACAGGCAGGCGCAGUUCUUGGUGAAGAAGAUGAAAAAAGACCCGGACGUGGAUUUUAAAAACGACUGGAAGUUGAUAACCAUGUUUUUCGGCGCCAACGACUUGUGUUCGGGACAGUGUUACGACAAGGACGGCACGACUCCGUUGCAGCACAGCAAGAAACUGCAAAAAGCGUUAGACUACCUCCAGGCCAAUCUUCCCCGGACGUUCGUGAACCUCGUACCCGUCCUAGACGUGUCGGUCAGCGUACGCGUGAAGAGGUCGUUCAUGUGCCAUAUGCUACACAGAUUUUUCUGUACUUGUUUCCACCAAAAGGGAAACGAAAUGGAUCAGAUAACGCAAAUGGUCCGAGAUUAUCAGACUGCCGAACAGAUUUUGAUCAACAGUGGUAGAUACAACAAAAAAGAAGACUUCACUGUAGUUAUCCAACCGUUCAUCAAACUGUUCAAUGCGCCGCUGGACAAGAAGCGACAAUUCGAAGAAGUCAUAGACAUAUCGUUCGUCACCUACGAUUGUUUCCAUUUCAGCCAAAAGGGACACGCUUUAGCUGCAAAUUUGCUGUGGAACAACAUGAUGCAACCCGUCGGAUCAAAAUCAGAGACCACGAUGGACUUCAUCAUGAAGGACUUCGUCUGUCCGACGGUCCGCAGCCCGUAUAUAUUCACUGCCAACAAUUCGGCGCCGUUGGAUUAUCAAAACGAUAACAGGCUUAGAUGAACGAACAAUCGUACAACAUCAUUCCAGUCGUAAAAAAUACGCGAAGACACACACGUAGAUUAUGAGUACAUGCAUAAUUUAUAAUUAUCGUUUUUAAAUUGUUUUAUACUGUGUAUACAUUAUUAUUUUUUCUUAUGUUUUCUCAACGUUCUUUUAUUAUUAUUAUUAUUAUUUUAAGAGUUGCAUAUGAUUUUAUACUUGUACACAAGUGUGUACGCCACGCCACGUCAACGAGUUCCGACUUCCGAGAAUUCCGGCAAGCCAUUAUUAUUAUAAUAACGUACACAUAGAUAAUAUAUAAUAUUAUAAUAUGAAAAAAAUUGCAUUUCCUCCCAUCGUAUACACAUAUUGCAACGCGUGUUUAUCCUAUCCGCUCUGGAAUUUCUGACCGUAUUUGACGUCAGAUACCACUAAAAUACCAGGUACAACCUAUACCUAAAGACUUUUUUUUUUUUAUUUUAUUUUUUUUCAUAUUUAUAUGUUUUUCUCGUCUCUUACACAAUAUGUGGUCAUAUAAGUAGUCACUGAAAUUACCAUAGCGUAUAUACAUGGUAUUAUAAUUGUUUUUACGAUGAUGUUUAUUGAUAUAACAAUACAAUAAAAACAUGUAUUAUAAUAAA